AUGAAGGGGUUCCGGAGUGCCGUGCUCCCGGCCUUGUUGCUGGCUCUUCAAAUUCUGGUCUCCAGGGCGGAGAUCGAGGCGAGGGACGUGGGUCAAUCCCUGGAGGACACCCCGGAAACUGUGCCACCACCUAUCAACAAGGACUGCACCAAGUCCUACAGUGCCACCUGCCUGAAGCUGGACGUGGUGUCCUUCCUGGACAAGCUGUCGGAGACGGAGAACCUGGGGAUCCUGCCAGGAGUUUCCGUGGUCAAGGAAAAUGGCUCCAAGGACCUGUCCGCUUCGGAGGUUGUCGCCAAUCUGGCCAGGGACUUCCCGAACGACGUGGACAAGAGGUUGGACGCCUACAUCGUCCACAAGGUCGGCAGGUACCUCAACAGUCAUGCCAUUUCUAUCAAGCUGUUUGACCCCAGGACCUUCGAGGCUGCCAGGACCUUCAACGAGGAAGCUCUUGCCCAGCUGGGAUUCGGCGGUGCCCAAAAUCUCGAGACUGGUCGUAAGAAAGACAAGGGCGGCAUGGGGACCAUGAUGGCGGGUCUGAUGAUGAUGAAGGGGACCCUCGGUGCACUUGGUUUUGGAGCUUUGGCUCUUCUAGCCGGAAAAGCCUUGAUGACUGGUCUGAUGGCGUUGAUGCUGUCCGCCAUUGUUGGUCUCAAAUCUUUGGCCGGUGGUCAGGAGAAGAAAACCACUUACGAGAUCGUCAGCAAGCCCGUCUACUCCACUUCGCACACUCACAGUUCCGAAGAGCACCAUGGACACGGAUAUGGACAUUCUGGAUAUGGAAGGUCCUUCGACGCCGUCCAGGACACUCUUCAGCAGGCGACGAUGAAGUACGGCAACGUCAGGGAUCGCCGAUCGCUUCGGAUGCACUGA
Messenger RNA from Orussus abietinus, 873 nucleotides. RefSeq lists its product as uncharacterized. Bases 1 to 873 code for a protein of 290 amino acids. The record is from RefSeq and is a predicted model, not a curated record. The transcript has 2 exons. NCBI's taxonomy places the organism in Eukaryota, Metazoa, Arthropoda, Insecta, Hymenoptera, Orussidae.